AGAAGAAUUAUGCCUCUAUUUCAACUGCUGAUACUGAGAAUGCAGAAGCCACUGGCGUAGUGGACAUAAUGAUGGCACAAUUCACACCAGCAGGAGCUGUGCAGGUCAUGUUGGACAUCCUGAGGAAGAUGAACGAGAACCAUCUGGCUGAAGAGUUAGAGAACGAAUACAAGGAUGGUGAAGCUGUAAAUGCUCCUGUAUUCUCAAGUCCAGUGACCGUCAACUCGAGCUCCGGUGCUGUCGGUCUAGAGCAACAGUCCCGCAGUGCUGAGAAGAAAUUACGUUUUCCAGUUUUGAAGAGCUUUUCACUUACAGGUCCGAGUGCUGAGAAGAAAUUGCAUUUGCCAGUUUUGAAGAGUUUUCCACUUCCAAGCAUAAAUGGCCGAGAUUUGGAGAUUAAACAGUGUAGGUUUAAAUACACACACAAACAUUUUCAGUGUUUAGCCAAAAUACUUCCGUGCAUUAAAUGCUCUCUACAUUUGUGUUCAGAUGCCCGUAAUCUUACACUGGAUCCAAACACGGCCCAUCCGAACCUCUGUCUGUCUGAGAGGAACCGCAAGGCGAUGCACGUGAGAGAGAAGCAGCCGUAUCCGGGUCAUCCGGAGAGAUUCGACUGGCAGCCGCAGGUUCUGUGUCGAGAGAGUCUGACUGGACGCUGUUACUGGGAGGUUGAGUGGAGCACGAGGAUGUGGGUUGAGAUAGCAGUGACAUAUAAAGGAACGAGAUAUAAAGGAGCUGAUAAUGACUUUUUGUUCAGCCGUAAUGCACGCUCUUGGGUGCUGAAGUGUUCUCGUUACAGCUAUCUUGCCUAUCACAAUAAUCAGAUGACUAAUAUACCAGCCUCUUCACCAUCUAAUAGAGUAGGAGUGUAUCUGGACGUGUCGGCCGGCACUCUGUCCUUCUACAGCGUCUCUGACACACACACACUCACACACUUACACACAUUCAACACCACAUUCACUGAACCCCUCUAUGCUGGAUUUCUGCUUCAAUCAGACUGUUCAGUGUCUCUCUGUGAGAUUUAACAGCCUCUGUUUGGACGGCCUUUACACAUAUGAUGACCUAUAUCAUUUGUUAUACUUUCAACAUUUGGUAAUUUGUUAUGUUAAAGGGAUAGUUCACCCAUAAUGGAAGUCAAAGUCUUUUAAAAUAUCUUCUUUUGUGUUCAAGGGAGGAAAGUAAGUCCAUAGAGGUUUGUAACGACAUUUACAUUUCGGGAUGAACUAUAACUAGUGUUUCUAUGAUAAUGAGAGUAAGAGAAGAAUGCACAUCACUUUGCAGCAUUUGUUCUAUUAUGAUUAUCUAAAGCAGAAAAAACACGCUCAUGUACUUAAUGGUGUACAAUUGUUAUGUUCAAUUUAUUAAAAUUGUUAAGAAAACUGCAUUCAAGUGAAGGGAAAAUAGCCAAAACAUCAAUCUGAUUUGCUAAUGGUUAAUGAUUAUGUCACAUCAAAACAUUUUGAUUCAAUACACUUAAUUUUACUAAAAAACUAAGUUUCUCAGAAGUCAUUGCUUUUAACAUUGAAAUUGUAAAGUGUAAUGUGUGUGAUUUGAGAUGUUUUGCAUACUGUUCAUGUGUAAUACUAUUACUAUUACCUGUCUGAAUUGAAUAUAUAAAGACUGAAAUCAUAGAGACGUCUCAAUAUCACAGUGUUGACCACAUUAAAAGUGCUGUAAGCCAAUAACACCUGGAGAAAUCUGUCUGUUCUCAAAGCCAGCUGAAUGUGAAAACCUCUCCAAAACCAGCAAACCCCAAAACAGACCGAGAGCACAACUGUUUAACCAGUCUUCUGACCGACUAGAUAAUCACACACUGAUACCCUGACUCAUUUAUUGUCCUUUACAGUAGCGCAUUUACCUCAUAAAACCUAUUUCAGUGAUAUCCAUCAGGCAGUAGAGACAUUUUAUGCACUGUAUUAAGAAAAGAAAGUCAUGUAAAGCACCUUUAUGUUUAGUUCAACUACUAAAAUGACUCAAUUUCUUCUAAUUAGAAAUCUCUAACAUAUCCGAAGCUUGUAAAGAUAAUACUUUUUCUACCAUCAAUGUAAAAGGCUUAACUAGUAGUUUCAAGUUCUAACUCAACAGUGUGAGAAGUAUGAGCUUGAUUGCAGCCCAGUUAUUUAGAUGAUUUUGUAAAAUAAUGUGUAUCAGUGCCCCACUAUGAAAUGUACACAAUAA
Messenger RNA from Sinocyclocheilus anshuiensis, 2178 nucleotides. RefSeq names its product stonustoxin subunit beta-like. The record is from RefSeq and is a predicted model, not a curated record. Gene Ontology annotation, molecular function: protein binding. The coding region runs from base 69 to 1025 and encodes 318 amino acids. NCBI's taxonomy places the organism in Eukaryota, Metazoa, Chordata, Actinopteri, Cypriniformes, Cyprinidae. The transcript is spliced from 5 exons.